UGAAAAAAAUGUACUCAUCUUUUUCUUGCAAAGCAACCUUCUUUUAAAAUACUGAAAAUAUUAAUGGGUAUUAAUGUUAAAAAUUGUUACUCUACCGGUUCAAAAACGGGGAAGAUCAGUUUUACAGAUUCGGGAUGUUUUCAUUAUUUUUAAUCGAUUAAUCCUUUUCCUCGUUACUUUCCUCUCUCAGAGACAAACAGGAGACAGAAACGGAAGGGAACCAGUGAGUGCGGGCGAGAGGGCUCCGGAGAAAGAAGGUUAUAGAGAGAUGUCUCUGGUAGACUAUGCUUCCUCUUCAGACGAAGACGAAGAGGCUGAGCCCAUACAAGAACAACAACUCCAUUCCCAAGUUCCUCUAGCUCCAAAUCCCGAUCCUCCACUUCCUCAAACCCAAUCAUCAGCGUCAGCAUCAGAUCAACAGCCAGAAAUUGCUUCCAGUUCAUCAGUGCCUUCUAUUGAAAAACUUCCUGAUGCCUCGUUCCUAUUGAAUUCACCUGCUAUCUCAUCCCAUCUACUUAGUGGCUAUGAUCACUCUUCUCGAGUUGCAGCUGCUAUGGCUGAAAGUGCUUCACGCAAGAGAGAAGCAAAGGGAUUUUCUUCCUCUCUUCCCCGCAGUAAAGUUCCUAAAGGAACCUUGCCUCAUUCAAGAAAUGUUCCAGAUACUGUGGGGGGUCUGCUAGUACCACCUCAGCUUAAGGGAAAGAGCAAUGUUGUCACAGAAGAUCUGAGCAAGCUCUUUGUGAAAAAGCCUGUUGGCUCCUCAUCUCAGUAGCAGUUCUUCAUGUCAGUAAUAGUUCUUUUUGUUUUCUUUUAUAUGUUUUUGUUGUAGUUUCAGAUGGCAGUCUGCAAAUGCAUAAACCUCUGGCAGAUUUAGUUGAAAUUUAAAGAACUAACAUGCUUUAAAAUUCA
Messenger RNA from Vitis vinifera (wine grape), 909 nucleotides. RefSeq lists its product as uncharacterized. The record is from RefSeq and is a predicted model, not a curated record. The transcript has 3 exons. Bases 74 to 772 code for a protein of 232 amino acids. NCBI's taxonomy places the organism in Eukaryota, Viridiplantae, Streptophyta, Magnoliopsida, Vitales, Vitaceae.